Aspergillus nomiae NRRL 13137 is the source of this 2429-nucleotide messenger RNA. RefSeq names its product putative C6 transcription factor. NCBI's taxonomy places the organism in Eukaryota, Fungi, Ascomycota, Eurotiomycetes, Eurotiales, Aspergillaceae. Gene Ontology annotation, molecular function: DNA binding; zinc ion binding; DNA-binding transcription factor activity, RNA polymerase II-specific. Gene Ontology annotation, biological process: DNA-templated transcription; regulation of DNA-templated transcription. Bases 1 to 2298 code for a protein of 765 amino acids. The record is from RefSeq and is a predicted model, not a curated record. The transcript has 7 exons.
AUGGUGGUCGAACCAAGCUCCUCUGGCACGGCCGACGUGCCGGCUAAGGCCAGUCUGCCGCGGAAGAGCGCCUUCUCGUGUGAGGCGUGCCGCAAGCGAAAGGUGAAAUGUAACGGUGCUAGUCCCUCAUGUUCUCGAUGUGCGGCGCGCGGAGAGACCUGCGUUUAUAGCUUAGCACCAACUUUAUCGUAUACCAAACAGUUAGAGGCUCGAGUCGCCCAGUUAGAAGAUGCGCUGUCAAAGCUACGGAGCCAACAGCAGUCGGCCGCAGAGGUGCGGAAGGCGAGCACCCCAUCAUCUACCGGUGAAGGUAGGGGCAGCAUGAGCCCAAGUCUUCGGACUCGCAUCAAAGAAGAAGACGAAAGUAGUAGCGCCGAUCUCGCGAGGGAUUUCGAAGGCCUGAAGGUCGAGCACGAUGGUCGAAUAUCUUUUCACGGCCCGACUAGUUUGUUUCAACUUCCCAGUGGUGCUCUUAACGAGGCAGCGUCGACGUCUCGUCUUGCCGUACAGCACGAAGCUCGAAAGGAAAGGUUGAUCAACAAUGCGUGGCGGGAAAGGGCCUUCGAACAGAUGGCCACCAUGCCAGAACCGUUCCAAUAUCUCCUCGACUCACAUUGGUGCUGGAUCCAGCCGCUCUUCAACUUCGUCUAUCGACCAGCAUUUACCCGCGAUAUGAAGAUAAACGGUCCAUACUAUUCAGACGCUCUUCUCAAUGCGAUCCUCUCCCAUUCGGUCCGGUGGUGCAAGUCCGAACCAAGAAUCGGCCCUAUCCUCGAUUCGUUUGAUGGCGGUGCACAGUUCUCCCAUCGCGCCGUCUCUGGUCUAUAUGAUUCGCUCAAAGUUGGUAAUCUCGGUAUUCCAACCAUUCAGACAUUGCUCCUGCUUAGUGCGCAAGAGUGCGGCAGAGGAAAUCGGUCCCAGGCUUGGUUGUACAGCGGCAUGGCUUUUCGAAUGCUGGAAGAUCUAGGAAUAUCCAUCGACAGCCGCAAGUAUUCGGACUCCGCUCACUUGAGCGAUGAAGAUAUCGAGAUCCGGAACCGUCUCUUCUGGAGUUGUUACUUUUGGGAUAAAAUGGUCUCCCUAUACUUUGGCCGGUCACCUACGAUGCAGCACUCGCGAGUUAGUCCGCCACGGACGGUAUUGGACGACACUUCAGAGAUUGAAAUCUGGACGCCGCAUGGCGUUGUCUUCCCGGACGGCGCUCAUUAUCCCCCGACUCAGGCUCACUCCACGUCCUGUUUCAUGAAAAUGUGCGGAUUGGCGGAGGUGCUCAAUCAGAUCUUGAUUCACAUCUAUGACCCUAUAAGGCAGGUGUCAGAGGCCGAGUUCUACAAUUGUGUGAUCGAGCAAGCUCGAAAUCUAGCGGAAUGGUGGGAUGAUUUGCCCGAUUACCUGAAACUGGUGCCUACAAGCCUUCCUCCGUACUCUCCGCCGAGCCACAUUGUCAUCCUAAAUUCGCUAUAUCACACUAUCAACAUCCUUCUCCAUCGUCCGAUCCUCUGCUCCAAGACAAACAGAGAGUCAUACGAUAAGAGCCAUCUGGUCCAGUGCAUGACAUCUGCAACAGCAAUUUUGUCUCUAUUUGAUCUAUACCGUCGCACAUUCGGCGAUGCCCAUGUUGUCCUCUCACUUUCCUACAGCGUGUACACCGCUGCGUCGAUAUUCCUGCUCGAAAUACAAGCUUUGAAAUAUGCUGCUCCCGGGACGCUAGACAAACUCAAGUUUUGCAUUUUCGCUCUAGAGAGAGUGAAGGUCUCAAACCCUGUGAUCUCGACCGCACUCAGUCUCAUCUACCAAGAGCUUCAGAAAUUGCAGAUCGACAUCCACAUCGUGCUGCCGGCUCCGCAACCGGAACAACCUCAACCUCGCUCACAACCUCCAUCUCGUCAUAGUCACUCCCCGUCCCAACCACAAGGUCUACCGCUGCAACAACAGCAGCAGCAGCAGCAGCAAUUCCAUGCCCCUUCGACUUUCAGUGAUACCUCCCGUCACGUUUCCCCGUCGAAUCAACCAUCCCCCGAUGCCUCAUCCAUGGCUGCCUCCGUCGCCCCAUCAGGCGUGAACACCUCGUUCCUCCCGGGAUAUUCCUUCCAACAGCCCGUCGCGGAUUUCGAGCUUUCACAGACAAGCGUCCCUCAAAUGGCCGGGACUCAUCUUCUGGGUGGAAUGCCCAACGCAAUAAUGACGCUAGAUAACCCUGGCUCGUACGAGAUCACGCCGGAAGUCUUUGAAGCAUUCUCGUAUGCAGAGCCUAUCACGACUAAUAUGACACCUGCGUUUGAGCCUCGGUUAGAGUAGUUUAUGUGUUAGCGUGGAAAAGGCAAGGCUUGAGCAUUCUACAUUUAGAGGAGCUAUAGGCGAAUGGAGCAUGCCUGGGUUGUUUAUACCUCUUGAAAGAUUAUGUUGAUAAUUUCGCGUUCUUGGGAAAG